AUGCGGCCCCUCCGUCACCUGGGGCGCCGCUCCAUCCUCCUCCCCCCUCCUCAUUCCCCCUUCACCACCCCCUUCACAUCCUCACGGCCAUUCAGCGAAUCCGCCGCGGCCAACCCCUCAAACAAGACCCAGAUCUACGUCUCCCGCUCCCACGAUCCCCUCACAAACCUCUCCCUCGAGCACCGCCUCCUCCAGACCUCCCACCCGGACUCGACCGUCCUCCUCCUCUACACCAACCGCCCUUGCGUCGUCGUCGGCCGCAACCAGAACCCCUGGCUCGAGGUGAAUCAGGCCCGUCUGGGCCCCCAAUCCCACAUCCAGCUCGUUAGGCGGCGCUCGGGCGGCGGGACCGUCUUCCACGACGAGGGCAACGUCAACUUCAGCGUGAUAUGCCCGCCCAAGGCGUUCCACCGCGACACGCACGCGGAGAUGGUGGUGAGGGCCCUGACCGCGCUGGGGGAGGGACGCGCGCGCGUGAAUGAGCGGCACGACAUCGUCGUCGACAGAGACGAGGGGAAGACGUUCAAGGUGAGCGGGUCGGCGUACAAGCUCACGAGGCUGAGGUCGCUGCACCACGGGACGUGCCUGCUGCGGAGCCCCGGGCUGGCGCGCAUCUCGGGCCUGCUGAGGGCGCCCGGGGAGGCGUUCAUCAAGGCGCAGGGGGUAGACAGCGUGAGGAGUCCCGUCGCCAACGUGGGCGUCGAGCCGGCGGCGUUUGUGGACGCGGUCGUGGCCGAGUUCAGGAGCAUGUACGGCGGGCAGGCGGUGGAGGUGGAUGAGUUUGGGGAAGAGGUGCUGGGGGUCGAGAAGGUGAGGGAGGGAUAUGAGGAGAUGAGGGAGAGGGCGUGGGUGUACGGGCAGACACCGCGUUUCGUGCUGUCGACGGAGGCUACGGAGGACGAUCCUAGGGAGAGGCCGGCGGUGCCGUUUGAGUCCAAGCUCUACAUCGAGGCCAAGCGUGGCAUCGUCAACAAGCUAACACUCAACGGCACGUCUCUAGACUCCCCGUCCAUCGUGGGCGCCUCCAUCUGGGAGAUCUCGGACUGGGCCACUCGGCUCCGUGACGCCGGCUCCGGGGUCGACGACGUGCGGGAGGUGGGAGCCUGGCUCGACGGCGUCCUCGCAACACAACCAUGA
Molecule: messenger RNA, 1137 nt
Organism: Clonostachys rhizophaga
Lineage: Eukaryota; Fungi; Ascomycota; Sordariomycetes; Hypocreales; Bionectriaceae
Source: the annotation of a GenBank genome assembly